AUGACCGACUUGGAGGCCGCUAGGGCCAAGCUGCAAGAGGUCGAGGUGAUGUACUUCGACGUGUUUGGCACGGUGGUGGAUUAUGUCGCUACCGUGACACGGGCGUUGCGGCGAGAGAUCGACGAGACACGCAUGGCCGAUGAGCACCUUCUGCGUGCGCUGCAGCACGACUACGACUGGCGACACUUUACGAUCGCAUGGCGAUCCGAAUACAAGCGCGAGACGCAGCGGCUGGCUGCACUUGGCAAUCCCGACAAGGUGACAGUUGAUCAGAUGCACCUGGCAGCGCUCAACCGGCUGCUCUCCGACCUCCCCUUUGCCGACGGCUCCUCCGUCCCCGACACCAUCCGCAAGUUCGGGGUCGAAGCUGCAUCAAAGCACCUCGAGCAGGCCUGGACGGCUGACACACGAGCUCGACUCAACCACACAUGGCACCUGCUUGAUCCUUGGAAAGACUCGGUGCAGGGGCUCGAAUCACUCGCAAAGUCCCACAAGAUCGGCACACUCACCAAUGGCAAUCUCAACCUCAUGGUGGACAUGGCCAAACAUGCAAGAUUGCCUUGGCACUUUAUCCUCUCUGCCGAUCUGAUUGGAAGCUUCAAGCCCGAUCCGAAAAUGUACUCGUCCGCAAUGGCGCUGUUUGAUAUCGACCGCUCCAGCAAUCCAGCCAGGGCCUGUAUGGUCGCAGCACACCUGUACGACCUUCAGGCCGCAAAGGAGUGCGGAAUGACCACAAUCUUCGUCUCUUCCAGACCCACCGAAGACUCACUCCCACCCGAAGGCAAGCCGAGCUACGUCGACAUUGUCGUUGACGAUCUUCUUGAACUCGCACGCCUCGCAUCUCCCAACCCCAUCUCAUAG
Messenger RNA from Moesziomyces antarcticus, 861 nucleotides. RefSeq names its product haloacid dehalogenase. The record is from RefSeq and is a predicted model, not a curated record. The coding region runs from base 1 to 861 and encodes 286 amino acids. Lineage: Eukaryota; Fungi; Basidiomycota; Ustilaginomycetes; Ustilaginales; Ustilaginaceae. The transcript has 2 exons.